AUGUUUGCGAUAAAUUUACAGGUCUCGGUUUCGGUGCAGAUGACGCUCGAGCGCAGUCCUUACAAUGGAGCGCCACGUCUUCGAGUUGCCAGAUGUGCUGCUAGUAUAGGAUACCUCAACGUAUAUAUAAUAAACGGUGGUCUCAUUGGUGACGUCAUUAACAAUAAUUUCAGGGGUAAAAUCAUAGCUCAGGCCCAAGCAAUGCUUCCAGCAAAAAUUUGUGGAAUGUUACCACUUUUAGUGGACGAGCGAGUAAACACGCUUUUGUCUCGUCUGCCGCAAGCAAUCCCUUUGAUGCAAAUGGUUUCAUACAGCACUGCCUUGACCGCCAAGCCACACAGGCUGCCGGAACAUGUUAGUCACUAUCACCUUUUGCAGCAUAGAGAUAUUAGUGGAAUUUUUUCUCAAAACCAUCUGUUCAGCGCAAGUGACCCACGGACCGAACAAGCUGAAACUUCUUUUGAAUUGUUUAAAAUCCUAAGCCGAUCCGUCUCUUGA
Molecule: messenger RNA, 498 nt
Organism: Gongylonema pulchrum
Lineage: Eukaryota; Metazoa; Nematoda; Chromadorea; Rhabditida; Gongylonematidae
Source: the annotation of a GenBank genome assembly